This is a messenger RNA of Coniophora puteana RWD-64-598 SS2, 2019 nucleotides long. RefSeq lists its product as uncharacterized. The transcript has 5 exons. The record is from RefSeq and is a predicted model, not a curated record. The coding region runs from base 156 to 2006 and encodes 616 amino acids. Lineage: Eukaryota; Fungi; Basidiomycota; Agaricomycetes; Boletales; Coniophoraceae.
ACUACCCAAACAUUUCUGAUCGCGGCACCGACGUCGAGAUCCGACGCAUCUUCGAGGUCCCUGAGCCUCAGCUCACUGAUAACCUGACCGAGUUUUUCACGCGGGCGAGAACACUUCCGAUAGACAGCGAUUACGUAUUUUACAUCUUAAGGAUCAUGAAGAAGGUAGUGCCCAUUCGGGACGGGACAGAAGAUCUCCAAACAGCUCGGAAUAACAACUCGGGAUGGCCUCCUUCUGUGGAGUCAAGCGUUCGAGCUGGGCUGGUCGAGACCAUGAUUGCCAUAAUCUCUAACCCCUGGGACGAUGCGCUAUACGAAGAUACGCGUAAACUUGUCAAAGGCUACAUGGCGAAGGAGCUGGCCUGGAGUAUCCUGAUCAAUGUCUCUGAGUGGGGAGACUUUCAUGAGCGACACUCCCUGCUCGACAAACAACUGAAAGCAGGUGUUACUCAGCUAUGCUUGAAAAAUCUGUACCAUCGCGUGCUGUUGUUUAGCCGCCUAGCGUUGCAGCUGCUGUUUGCGUUGUGCCGCCACUCUUUUCUCCCCGAAAAGCUAUCACCUGGCGAAGUUGGCACUGUCACCGAAUGGCUCUGCACCUUUGCACUGCAAGAUGGUGACUGCUACGCCGAUCAGCUGAUAGAUCCAGCGAAGAAGUGGCAGUGGGAAUUCAGCAGUCUAAGUCUGGAGGGUCCAUGGAACAAAGGCGAUGAAACUCGGCGUCUAAUGGCUAGGCAUCUGUUUGAGCAAAACCAAACACGGGCUCUCAACUCCGUCCGCGUUCUACUAUGUAUGGACAGAACUUCGUCACCGACUCGGCUGCUUCAAGUCAUCAAACAGACCCCAACGAUCAUUGACUUGCUUUUGGAUUGCAUGACUAUCGAGUUCCCCCGCGUCUUUCCAAAAAGCACACCAAGCUCACUAGCAUCCGAGGCUUUAUGCGCCUUGUUUGCGUGGUCACCGGACGUCGUCCCCGGAGUAUCAACGUCAACGGAGAAAGUCCUUGCUGCGGGUGACAUAAAGGCAUUGAAGCAAUCAAUGCAGUUUCUCACUUCGCAGGACAAGUGGGUAGAUAGGGUUGUACAAGCGUGGAUGGACUCCGAAGAAUGGAGUGAGGACUCUGAAGUUGUCAGACGUAGCUUCGCUGCUACGAAAUCCCUCUAUGGCGCUUGGGGAUCACCAACAAAGAUGAGAGCAGUUGCGAACAUCCGCGACGGGCUCGGCCGCUCUCGCAUAUCAAUCCUUCGCCUCAUCACCACACUGACGCAUUGCGCUGACGCUGCUGGUGUCAAAAACGUCGAUAUCUAUCCCUUACUUGCCGUGUCAUACCGGGCUAGCUUCAAGAUUGGCGCAGAAGAGCACCAUCGUACGCAAGAUAUUUGCGAGUGGCCGUUAUGGACAAACCUGGCGCUCGUGCACGUCGGGUACAUCGACCCUUUUCAUGUGGCUCCGGAGCGUAUAAUCGGACCUACGGCUUUCGCACGUCUAUUACUCAUAUUGGCCCAGCGAAAUGCUCUAAACAGCAUCCAACUUCUCCAGAGAACACCCCACGGCCUAUCUCCUACAACCUCCCUCGCUCAGUUGCAGCAAAUGACGCAUCCGGACAUCAUACGGCGUUUUCUCAAAAUUUCCGUCUAUCGGGCCAGGAUUUAUAUGGAUAAGGCGACAGACAUGGAAUUACUCGGCCACGCGAAGGAGAAUUCGCCUCUAUCCAGCGUCGCAUUCAAUAGCACCGCGGAGCUCGCAGCGUCUAUCGUUGCCUUUGUCAAUCUUACGGGCGACGUAUACACCGGCGCUACGUACAGGGCCCAUUUCACGCUUGGGAUGGCUCUGGCAAGCUUAUCUCAGUCAUCGCUACAAAUGAGGUUAUGGAAACGUGCUUAUUCGUGGGCUCUGACGGCGCUUGAAUUCGACAAGAAAAACGCCCCUGAGGAGAAGCUCAGUGACAUUCUUGUUAAGGGUUGCAACCGGGCAGUUCGCGAAUCUAAACAGGCCCUUGAUCCGCAGUAGAAGAGAAAUAAAG